Molecule: messenger RNA, 1245 nt
Organism: Papaver somniferum (opium poppy)
Lineage: Eukaryota; Viridiplantae; Streptophyta; Magnoliopsida; Ranunculales; Papaveraceae
Product: glutamic acid-rich protein-like
Exons: 2
Coding region: 260-844 (194 amino acids)
Source: RefSeq, a predicted model, not a curated record
GAUAAAGAUGCAUGUGCACAGGAAAUAGCGCCACGACACGCUUUUAAGUUUGAUUAGCCGCGUGAAUUGAAAGUUCCUAUAAGUGGAUUGGAACGAACGAAUGAGAACAACAAGAAUUAGGAAGAAAAGAAAUAUCUGGGAUCUGCCAAUCCUUCUGAAGCCACAGAGAGAUUAUUCAUUCAGAUAAUUCAAUCAAAUUCAGCUUGGCUAUACGGACUUGGAAGGACAUUGUUUGGUCCUCUUGUGAAGCGAGUUUUUAAUGGAAGGGAAGCCUGAUUCAACAGCGGAGGGAGUAAAAAAGGUCGAGGAAACCGUUUUUGUCAAGGUCAAGAGCAAAGAGAAAGAACUCAUGGAAGACAACAAAGAAAAGAAGAGUGAAAUGGAGCUUGAAGUGAAGAGUAAAUCUGUUGAGAAAGAGAAGCCAAAGCAUAAAGAAGACAAAGAAAAAGAACACAAAGAGGGAGAUCAAGGAAAAAAGAAGAAAGAAAACAACGCCGAAGACGAAGAACAAGAGGUGAAGGAUAAAAAGAAAGACAAGAAGAUAAAGAAUAAGAAUGAAGAAGAGAAUGAAAUAGAUGAAGAAAAAAUGGAAAAAGAAGCUAAGAAGGAAAAGAAAGACAAAGAUGAUUUUUUGAAGAAGGAUGAAUAUGUCGACAAAGAACUGAAAGAAGGUGAAGAUGGAAAGAAGGAAAAAAAGAAGAAAGACAAAGAUGGCGAAGAAAAAAAGGCUAAAAACAAAGAUGCAAAAUCAAAUAAUGAAGAGAAGGAUGAACUCGCUGAUGAAAAAGUAGACAAGAGUAUAGUUGAGGAAGGGAAGGAGACAAGCAGAGAUGAUAAAAUGUAAGCGAGCAGAAGGACAAGAACAGAGAUGAGAAAGAUAACAACAAGAAAAAAGAGAAGGAAGGGAAGAAGGAUAAGAAUAAAGAUGAGAAAGAUAACAAGAAAAAGAAAGAUAAAGAUCAGAAGGAAGAGAAGAAGGGGAGAAGUAAAGAUGACAAGAAAAAGGGAAAGGAUGAAACGAAGGAAGAAAUCGAGGAAAAGAAGAACACGGAUGAACACAAAGAGAAGAAGAACAAGAACAAGGAGGAUGAAGAAAACAGCGCACUUAACACGAGCUCAAGAGAGAUCGAAGUAGAACAAAAUCAUUGGAAAGAUGUCGAGGAUGAAAAGAAGGAUUCCAAAGAUGAGAAGGGAAUGGAUAAUAAAUCAGCAUAGGAGGAGAAGAAAGACAAAGACAAGGAAGGG